GAGCUUCAGGGCCUCCUACGUCUCCCGCCUGUGACCUGUGACCUGUGACCUCAGGACAUGAGUCACAUGGUCCUUUGCUCUCGUCUUCGCCGUCCCUGAAGCUCGAUUCAACCAUCGAACCCUCGGCCCGCUCCCUGUGCUGCUCCAGUUCCACCUUUCUGCCGUUUCUUCUUCCCUCCUCCUCCUCUUCUCUCCCUGAGUGGGUGGGCAGGGAGGCGUGAUGGAGGCCCCUCCUCCCCGGGAUGACUCCUCCCCCUCCCCUUCGCCUCUGACCUCCUCAGGCAGCGAGCGUUCCCAUCAGAUCGACCUGCAGCAGAGCAGCAGAGCGGCUGCCUCACCUUUAACCCGAGGACUUCUUCUUCUGCUCUCCCCGAGGACCGUAGGGAACGGCCUGCAGCUGCUGGAUGACGUUUAUUUAACCCUGCGAGGUGUGAUCACCUGGAUCCCGUCUUUACUCUGAGACGGUUUGAGGGAAACAAAGUGAAACAGGACUUUUUUCAGACUGGGUGAGACGCGGCGGUGGGAAAGACCAUGUUCUCCUCCAGGAGGCUCCUCCAGCGCUGGUGCUUCUCCGUCUUCCUGCUCUGCUCCCCGGUUCCUCACUUCGGACGACCCAUCGACGCCCUGAGCCGAACGCGCCGCUCCGUCACUCACGCCCAGCUGAUGCACGAUAAAGGCCGGACGCUGCAGGACUUCAAGCGCCGCAUGUGGCUGCAGGAGCUCCUGGACGAGGUCCACACGGCCGCGGUCAGGGACCUCCCGGGCCGGGCCGGGGGGGCGGUGGGGGGAGGAGGCGGCAGUAGCGUCGGGCUGCCGGGUGGGACGGCCGUCAACCCCAGCACCACCGGCAGCACCCUGCACUCUAAACCCCCCGGCGCCACCAAGCACCUCCCCGCGGGCUUUGGACUGGAGGAGGAGGUCGGGGGUGGGGGCACCAACCUCCCGCAGGAGACCAACAAGUCCCAGGCCUACAAGGACGGAGCCCCGAGAGCCCCCGGCAAGAAGAAGAAGAAAGGGAGGUCCGGCAGGAGGAGGGAGGGGGACAAGAGGAAGAGGAGGGCGCGCUCGCUGGGCCAGAGGGAGGAGGAGGAGGAGGAGGAGGAGGAUGGAGGGAGCGGAGGCCUCCACCCGGAGAGGAGGGCUCCGCUCUAAGACGCUGUCAGUCUCUGACGCAGGACUCUGUGGAGGCUCGGAGGCGACUCCUGAACUCACACGUCGUGAUUGUUUGGAAAGAAAUUGGAAAAUAUUUAUUGCCUGGAAAUAUUCUAAAUAUAGCAGAAUAGAUACGAUAAAAACAAAAAACUCCUCUGACGCUCUGUGAGGCGACAGAUUUGAAUCGUUUGUGGGUCCUCGCGUUUUUAUUUCCAUUUGUUUUGCAAUAAUUUAUUUUGUCUGAAUAGUGUAUUUAUUUUGUAAAUGUACCGAGGUGCUGCUGACCUUCUAUAUUUUUGUACCAUAAUGCACUUUAGAUAUAUAAAUAUAUAUAAAUAUAUACCAUCGAUUUAGUUUUGUUGACUUGUUUUUUGUGGUGGUUUGGAAUGAAGAAGGAAAAGAAGAUGUGGUCUCCUUUGGUUUGUUCGGGACGUCUCGUCUCCCGGUUCCUCUGCUGCUGCUCCACUCCGGUUGAAGCUUUUGGUCCUGUCCCCCUGUGCUGUGUUCAGGGUCCUGUCCCCCCGUGCUGCCUUCAGGGUCCGCUCCUCGUCUGAGCAGAAACAGGCUUGCUGGUGUUUGUGGGCCUUGUGCACUGAGAUGAACUCGCUGCUCUGAACGGAUUAAACGUUGGACAGAAUCCUGCU
This is a messenger RNA of Gasterosteus aculeatus aculeatus (three-spined stickleback), 1796 nucleotides long. It is a transcript of the gene pthlha, whose product is annotated as parathyroid hormone-like hormone a. Gene Ontology annotation, biological process: bone mineralization. The record is from RefSeq and is a predicted model, not a curated record. Lineage: Eukaryota; Metazoa; Chordata; Actinopteri; Perciformes; Gasterosteidae. Gene Ontology annotation, cellular component: extracellular region. Gene Ontology annotation, molecular function: hormone activity.